This is a messenger RNA of Cornus florida, 670 nucleotides long. RefSeq lists its product as uncharacterized. NCBI's taxonomy places the organism in Eukaryota, Viridiplantae, Streptophyta, Magnoliopsida, Cornales, Cornaceae. The coding region runs from base 79 to 399 and encodes 106 amino acids. The transcript has 2 exons. The record is from RefSeq and is a predicted model, not a curated record.
UUCUCUCUUUAUCUCCCAUCUUUUUCAUUCAUGUAGAAAGGUUCCUCCUAGAUAUAUUAAUAAGAUAGAGCUUCUUUCAUGGCUGCAGAGUCGACCUCAAACUCCUCAUCAGAUCUAAGAAUAAUUGUGCAAACAAAUCCUCCAGAGUCUCAACUUUCUGAACUGGGUAUCAAGUCUUGGCCCAAAUGGGGUUGUUCUCCAGGGAAGUACCAACUAAAAUUCGAUGCAGAAGAGACGUGUUAUCUACUCAGAGGAAAGGUCAAAGUCUCCACAAAAGGCUCAUCGGACUUCGUCGAAUUCGGCGCCGGCGACCUUGUGAUCAUUCCGAAGGGACUCAGUUGCACUUGGGACGUGUCCGUCGCCAUUGACAAGCACUACAAAUUCGACUCAUCUUCAUAAACUUGCUAGUGAAUUCCGAGUUGUGUAAUUAACUACCAACUAAUAUCAUGUGAACAAUUAUAAGAUCUGUUUUUAUCGGCGUCCACUGAUGUGUCAAUCGUUAAAUUGAACACUCUUUAUUGGAGUCACAAAAAAAAUAGACAGUAACAUUACUCAUAUCACGACUCUUCACCCUGCAAUUAUUGGUUAAAUGUGUGUUUUAUUGUAAUUCUAAUAUUUUGUUUAUGUGAUUGUAUUUUGUUUUAUGAAGUUUUAUAAUAUUUGAGUAUUA